UAAUAUUUACCUGCUGGAUAAUCCUGGAGCCGUGUGGGUCUGUGUCGGCUGUUUUCCUCCAGCUGGAGUAGAGAGGAGUGAUGUGGUUUUAAGUUGGUGAUGAAUGUCUGACUGCCGAGAGGAAACGACUCUGAGGGAGAUCCCUGCGAUGGCACCAGAGUUACUGACUGUCAUCGUGGCUUCAGUGUCCUGUGUGGCGUUUUGUUUGGUGAUCCUCAUGCUGGUGGUCGUCCUGUACAGGAAGGAUCCUCUCUGCUGCAGAUUCAGACCCUACACAACAGAGCACUACUCAGAUGACCCUCCUCUUUACCACAGAAGACUCACUCUGAUGGGCAGCGAUGAGCUCCGUGGGGCCGUGAACCAGGGAGCCGCCGGGCUGCAGGUUCCUGGAGGAGUGUUUGUCAUAGGGAAGCCGAAUGACUACCACAUGGAGGGGCCGCUGCCGAGGCUGCCCUCGUACGAGAGCGUUCGUAAGAAGGACAGGCAGAGGCAGAUCCACUGUAUGAUCGCUCAGCGCUUCGGCCUCAGCGGCUGCCACGAUGAGCCUCCACCAACAUAUGAAGAAACCCUCCACCAGUCCCUUGAUAUUUCAUCUGUAAGUCUGCAGUCUCCGGAUGUUCGCCCGUCAACCCGCCCCCAGGAUGAGUCCUCGAGCCUCAGCGAAGACACACACAACCUCCGUCAACCAUCCACAGCGCUCCGAGGCCCGGCUUCCUCCUACUGCCCGGCACAGAGCUCCAGGUUUCUGUCUCUCUAAUGGCCCCCGGAGCUCUUUGCCAAGACUCGGCAUAAGGAAGGGGGCUACUGUUGUCAGAGCCAAGAGAGUGACGCCAUCAGGGCCAAGAAAAGCGUUUCAGGGAAGGGAACGCUUGUUCUUUGAGUCAGAGCUGUUGAUAGAUCUUUGUGAUUAUUCUUAGAGGUAUUCUCAUGAUAAUGACUCUGACUCGAGCUGUACACUCCCCGAGGGUGAGAAUAACUUAUCUGUGAUUGUCCGUGCGAUUUCUAACCCUUUCCGAGAAUGGUGCAGUGGGAGGACAUUUUUAAAGGUUCGACAAAUGAUGGAUCAGGAUGUUUUUCUACUUAGAUUUUUUAUUAAAUGUCUUUGAAUGUAACAGUUUUUAUGUAACUACCAAUUAAAUCCCCAAUUGAAAUAA
Molecule: messenger RNA, 1154 nt
Organism: Seriola dumerili (greater amberjack)
Lineage: Eukaryota; Metazoa; Chordata; Actinopteri; Carangiformes; Carangidae
Exons: 5
Coding region: 104-757 (217 amino acids)
Source: RefSeq, a predicted model, not a curated record